UUAUUUUGCCAUCCACGGACACACAUUAUGUUCGCACGCGGCAUGCAUCUUCAUUCUUCCUCAACAAUCUAUAUUCUUAACUAAGGUGACAGCCGACAGGUGCAUGAAAUAUGAUAUUCUUAUUUCUAUUUUCUUAAGAUAUAUUAUAUCUUAAUUCGUGCUCAGCUAUCAAAAUAAUACAAUUUAAUGUAUAAUAUUUCAUGUAACUACUAAAUAGUGCAAGUUUUCUAUGGUUUACAUGUGUUCGCAUGGUUUUAUGAAAUUUAUAACAGGAGUCAGGAAGUUAUAAGAAUAAUAAUCUAGCCAAGAAAAAAAAUAUUGUUUCUUUACAAAGGAUUAACUAGGAUAAUUCGUAUUAUAAAUAUUGAACAAUGAAUGACUUUACGACAAUUAUUGAAGGAACAAAGGCUUCUAACAGUUUGCCAUCGGGCGUCAAUUGGAACUUCUAUAGCAGUUAUCCUAAGUUUAUGAAAACAAUGUCUACAAGACAAACACAUAUUCUGAAAUUAUUGUCUGCUUUAUUGAAAAAUCAAAGAAUUCAAGGGAACAUCAGAGAAUGUGACAAUGAUAGUAAAUUUCAAUUAAUUGAAGAUGGCAAUGAUACAAUAUUAGAUAGAGUGAAUCAUAAUGUUGAUUGUUUGAAUGGGUCAUUCAAACAUGAUGAUGUAUUUAUUAUGCCUAAACGUUUAUUAUCUAAUAAUGAUUCUGGUGAUAAACUUCAAGUCAACAUCAAAAAUAAAGUAUUAGUACAUGGACGUAUUGUUGAAAGACCUCAAAUCAAAUUUAAAGUCAAAGUGGACAAUCGACCUGUACCUUUCAAACCACUUUUACAGAGUAAACCUAAUAGUAAAACACCAUUGAAUUUAUGUUUGGAAACAAAUGUAGAAGGAAUUAUGUAUUACAAACAUCCAUAUGAAACCGAGUUGCUAGAGUUUAAAGUACCCGAAGAACAUUUAAAAGUUACUAUUGCUAUAAAACCAGAAUCACUAGAUAAAACAAAAUUUGUCGAAGUAUUUACUGAAGAUCAACUGAGCUUGAUGAUUUCAGAGUUGAAAAGUGUUCGAGAACUGGCUAUAGAUUUAGAGGCACAUAAUUAUCGCUCUUAUCAAGGAUUCACAUGUUUAAUGCAAAUAUCAACAAGAAAUGCAGAUUAUAUUAUUGAUACAUUAGAACUGAGAGAUAAGAUGCAUGAUCUAAAUGAAGUACUGACAAACCCUGCUGUAGUUAAAGUAUUCCAUGGGGCAGACAGUGAUAUUUUGUGGCUACAAAGGGAUCUUGGCCUUUACAUAAUAAACAUGUUUGAUACCUAUCAGGCGUGUAAAAUAUUAAAUUUCUCUAGAAAAGGACUAGAAUUCCUUUUGAAACAUUAUUGUGGUGUGAAUGCUGAUAAGUCAUUUCAAUUAUAUGACUGGAGAACGAGGCCACUUUCUGAAGAGGCUAAACAUUAUGCUCGUUGUGAUACACAUUAUUUGCUUUAUAUUUAUGAUAUGAUAAAAAAAGAUUUAAAAGCUAUGUCUAGCAAACAUAAUGAUUAUGUUGAACUAACAUUUCAACGAAGUACUGAUGUGUGCAAAACGAGGUAUGAAAUAAAUAUUCUUCAAGAUGAUAGUCACAUGAGUAUGUACAAAAGAAGCAAAAAGCUAUUUGAUUUACAACAAAUGUAUGCUUUAAAGGAAUUGUAUGCGUGGCGAGAUAAAAUUGCUAGAGAAUUAGAUGAGAGCCCAGGGUAUGUUUUACCAAAUCACAUGCUGAUUAAGAUAUCAGAAACAUUGCCAAAAGAAUUUGCUGGAAUAUUAGCUUGUUGUUCGCCAAUACCACCGUUAGUUAGACAGUGCUUGCAUGAAAUUAAUCAUAUCGUAAAAAAAGCUAGAGAACAAUCAUUUGAAAAUAUAGAAAAAUAUGUAGAAAACCAUAAUCUUCCACUAAAUACUGUCCAACAUAAAGACAUUGACAUGUUAAGCUUACAUGAUUAUUCUAAAGUAUGCGGAAGUGUUACUGACACUUUGCCUACAUUAUUGGAUGACAAAAAUUAUGAUUCAGUAGAAGAGCUAUCAGAAGUUUUGAUUACACCUUAUGGUAUCAGUGUUUUUCAGAAUAUUAAGAAAAAACAAAAAAAUUGUGAAGCAUUCACCAAUUUUAUUUUCAAACGUCCGUAUGAUAUGUAUGUAAAAACUUUGGAGUAUAAAAUGGCUAAUAAAAACACUAAAAUCGAAAAUGAUACUGUAGAUACUAAUAAAACCAAUGCAAAAAACUUAAGUGUACCGAUGGAUUGUCCAGACAAAAUUCUUUUCCGAUUACCAAAAAAAAAAGAAAUUAAACAAGAAUCUACAUGCGACAUAAAGAUUGUAAAAGAAGAAAUACCAGAGCCAGAAAAUUUAACAAAUAAUGAGAGCAGUGUAUCUUCAGAUAAACCUGACAUAGAAGGCGUUUUGAGUAAAAAACCUAAAUUUGUAGCUCAUGACUACAGUAAUACAAACUUUUCAAAAUUUCAUAAUCAAUCAAAAGAUGUUUUGUAUAUUACUAAACGACUUCAACGGAAAAAAAAUAAAUCUACUAAGAAGAGCAAGCCAAAGCGAUUACAGAAAACUGUUUAGAUUUAAAUUGCUGAUUACGAAAAGGAAAUAUCACUAAUUUGUAAUUAAGAGUUCAACAAUUGACUACAUAUAAAAAUUGACUUUUUGUGUAACCUGAUUUUUUUCAGAAAAUAAAAAUAUUCUAUAAUUACACUA
Messenger RNA from Adelges cooleyi (spruce gall adelgid), 2729 nucleotides. It is a transcript of the gene Rrp6, whose product is annotated as exosome component 10. Gene Ontology annotation, biological process: nuclear polyadenylation-dependent snRNA catabolic process; exonucleolytic trimming to generate mature 3'-end of 5.8S rRNA from tricistronic rRNA transcript (SSU-rRNA, 5.8S rRNA, LSU-rRNA); nuclear polyadenylation-dependent CUT catabolic process. Gene Ontology annotation, molecular function: 3'-5'-RNA exonuclease activity; nucleic acid binding; nucleotide binding. Gene Ontology annotation, cellular component: nucleolus; nuclear exosome (RNase complex). The transcript is spliced from 14 exons. The record is from RefSeq and is a predicted model, not a curated record. Lineage: Eukaryota; Metazoa; Arthropoda; Insecta; Hemiptera; Adelgidae. The coding region runs from base 372 to 2594 and encodes 740 amino acids.